Messenger RNA from Yamadazyma tenuis ATCC 10573, 3677 nucleotides. NCBI's taxonomy places the organism in Eukaryota, Fungi, Ascomycota, Pichiomycetes, Serinales, Debaryomycetaceae. The record is from RefSeq and is a predicted model, not a curated record.
GUCGCCAACCACUGAUUCACCAUGAGACACAGAGUCACCAUCUUGAACCACGAACAGAACCAUGAUAAUAUCAUAGGGCUGGUCAACUCCACAUACUUGCACCUCAAUGAUGUCAAUUACACCCGUGAGGACCGCUUCAGCAUGGAAUUCAAAAACAAGUUCCAGUACAUCAAGCAGCUUCGGAUUUCAGCAGGCAAUUUCGACUCUCCUGUCUUCCACUACAACACCAUGGGCUUGACGAUAUACGCAGUUCCUAGCACAAGCAACAAACAUGACUUUUUCUCCGAGAUCAACCCGUUUCUCAUGAACUUGUUCAAGAUAGAUAUCCAGGACUCCAACUGGAUUCUUUCCAAAAACGCUUUACUCCUUCAUAUCCCCCAGUAUGAAAUGUCGCCCAUGAAUAAGUUGUUGAUGGAGCUUACAAACAUAAAGGUUCAAACUGAUGUGGUGGAUUUUUUGUAUGAUUCCGACAAACUUGUGGUGAGCUUCAUUAACACUGAUCGGUCUGCCAUUAUCAAGUCAUCUGAUCCAAGUGUGUACGAGGAAAUCGGAAUAUUUCUAAUUGAUGACAACUCCACCGCUGACGACAUGAUCUUGAGUGGCUUGCGAGUGGUUUUGGGUGAGGAAAGCCCGCUAUUCAAGACGCUUUUCCAUAUCAAGCCCCGGUUCAGAUCAGUUUCCACCACCAGCGAGGUCAUUCGAAAUGGCUUGCAUCCCAAAGUCAAAACCACCAUAUCUUCUAAACAAGCUCAUCCAUCCGACCCGGAUGUCAUGGACUGUAAGCUCUACUACUAUCUUACGUUGAGCAAGUCGUUGUUCAUAGAUAAGUACGAUUUGGGAGAUAACUUUAAGUUUGUGUUGAACUUUGGCAACAAUGACUUGGAACUCCCGGAGUACAAAAUUAAUGAAUGGGGGAAUGAAGUACUUCUCGAAGUGCUGGACUGGUCCAAAGACAUGUACUUGAACUUACAUUCGCGGUAUCAACUCCCGAGCCAAAGUCACCUGACAUCCAAACAGGUACAGGUGGACUCUCCCAUUGUGUUUUUUGGCUGCGAUGAUACCAGCGAAAGAAACAUUUUGCAGCAUAAUCCCUUCAUCAACGACUUUCCCAUCGGUAACAAAUAUGCCCAAUUUUUCACCAAUGAUACCAUCUUCUACGAGUCUAUUACCAAUGCCAAAUUACAAGUGGACAUUCCCGUGCCCAAUAAGGAUUUUGAAUUGGUGGGGCUCAUCACUAGUGUGAGUUUAGCGGUUGGGUUGCUCAUUAUCAUAUUACAGCUUCUAAACACCAAAACUACAAUUACAAAGAAGAAAUUAGAAUAGAUCAAGGGCGCUUUUGAGGUGGUCUUCAAGCAGCACAAUCUCAUACUCAAAGCACUCAUUGUCUUUUCCCUCAACACUGAAGAAAUGGUUGAUGUAUUCAUCAAAAAUGCACACGGUCUGGUUCACCAACUGGUCGAACCGGUGACUGGAGCAUGCGGCCAAGUUGCCAUUGAUGAUGAAUAUGGUGUUUCUUAAUCCAGAGUCAAAGGUGUGGUCGUUAUCAUUAUCAUUAUCAUUAUCAUUAUCAUUAUCAUCACCAUCGUUUUUUCCAUUAUACUUCCCUUCGUUCCAGUCCUGGACCCGCUCGAUAAUCUCCAUGAUGUUCUCGUCCAAAUGCGUUAGCUUGCCGAUAAAGUCCUGGAAUCCAAGCUUCAUGUUCACCAACCCAUUUAUCAUCACUCGCGAGUUGUUCAACUGCUUAUAAUGUUUCACAUUGGAAAGAAUUUGCAACUUCAUCGAGUGUAACGUUGCCUGGUAGCUUUCCCCCAAGGCAUCAAGGGCCCCUUCUAUCACCAGCAACAUCUCGUUGAUGUGGAAAUUUAGGGUCUGAAGUUCAAUCAUAGCAGCUUCUGCAAGGUCCGGGGCUCGGGCUCGGAUCAUCAAUGGGUCGAAGUUUUCUGCUAACGUGGCUAGGUUGUGGGCAAAGAACAACUCCUGAUUGAAGUAGUCCGACAAAGAUCUCCUGUUAACAAAGAUUAACGGGAUCAUGUGUUUGAGUUCUCCAAAUGUGGGAGAGUCAUUUUGUUGGUGAUGGGUCUGGUGGAGCUUAAGCUCAGGCCUAUGGUCAGGAUCACCACAUUGAUAGUUGGUUAGUUUUAGGUUUAUCGUCUCUAGAUGAGACUUACUUAGUGUAUAGUAAGACAUAUAUAUUAUGGGGAUGAGUAUAUAUGGCAGAUUAGUGUUUAUAUAUGUCUGGCAAAAAAUGUGUUGCUAGAGUGGGCCAAGCCGCCUCUAAUUUAUGUGGUGAAAAUGGGGAAGGGUUUUUUUUGGGCUUCCCCACGUAAAGGCAAAAGAGCAAAAAAGAAAACUCUUGUCGUAUUGCUGGGGGGUUAAUCUCGGCAAUGAAUGGAGUUCCCUAACCAACAAUGCAUUUAUGCUGCAUUAUGGUGCAGGAUGAUUAAAACUGCCAAAUGGUCGCUAACCAGUGGGGAUCUCGCUUAUAGUUCGUCCUUGGCAAUUUCGGUUGCAAAUCGGGGUUCGGGGGCUCCGGGGGUCUCGGGAACUAGAAUCUUAUACUCAAUGAAAAGGUCACCAUGACUAUCAUCAUCAUCCACGAACGGCAUUCCUCUGCCUUUAAUUACCUCAACCUCGUUGUUCACAACCACUUGCUGAGGAUGUCUCAGAAGAUGGAUUUCCGGGUCUACAGGGUCAAAAAAUGGUAUGGUGCGGCUCCAAUUCCCUUCAAGGGCCUCUGCAAGCGUCAACACUUCGGUUCGGUAUAAAUUAUGACCCACACGGCGGUAUCCCCAGGUAUCCUUGAAGUCUUCCUGGAUAUUCACAAUCACGUCUCCGGGGGUCCAAUCGGGGUUUUCAUCUCCUUCUCCCUCGAUUACACUGUGAUGGUUUCUUUCCAAUCCGGCUGGCAAGUAUAUAGAAAAAUCCUUCUUGACGUCCUCCACCCCAGCUCCAUGACACCGUGAACAUUUAUGCUUAAUUACGGUACCUUUUCCUCCACACUCAUCGCAUUGCACCUGAAAUGUCUGGAUCAUUCCAGGCCCAAGUUGACGUCUCAUCUGUACGAUUCCUUGCCCUCCACACUUGGUACAUGGGUGUCUCUGUUUAUCCUUGGAUCCACUGCCUUCACACCCUGAACAAAUGGCCUUCAUUUGGAGUGAGAAGUUCAAGUCAAUCCCCGUGUAAAAGUCUUUCAAAGGAACAUCGACCGCCGCCAACUUGUUUUCGCCCUUACGGACUCUUCUGGCAUUGCCUCCUCCACCUCUACCACCCAUGGGGCCACCACCACCACCUCCUCCUCCAAAAAAUUGGCUGAAAAGGUCUCCCAAAUCAAUCCGAUUAUCAGGUUGGGCAUUAGGGUCUCCAUACGUGUCAUAGUUCUUCUUUUUCUGGGGAUCCGAUAAGACAUCAUAUGCUUCUCCUACCUCAAUGAAUCUCUCGUGGGCUUCUUCACUCGGAUUUUUAUCUGGGUGGUAUAACUUACUCAAACGUCGAUACGCCAGCUUGACGGUUUUAUCAUCAGCAUCUUUCCCAAUAUCCAAGAUUUUGUAGUAGUCCUUGGCUUGGGCAAGUGCUAGGAGCGAGGCCACUAGCAAUAGUAUGAAAAAGUGCAUGGUGCCUCUCAAAUAUGUCGUGGACUAAAGAAUACGUUUUGUAAACCUAUUUACACGUCAACACUU